AUGAUAGGCGGUCAGCACACAAAGGAACGUCUAAGCGAGCGCCUGCAAGAUUGCCAAAACCAACCAAAGAACCGUGGCUACCUCCCGGGCACGAAGCUGUUGACAGGUGGAUACAGCACCAGAACCCUUCAGGGAAACUGGGCUGAGGAACGCAUGGACGCCGGCUACUACGAUGGUGAGGCGGUCUUUCCCACGCAUCUUGCAAGGGCGUGGACGACGGACUACCGCACCAUGACAAACAACGUCAGUGGCUCCCUUACCCGCCCCGUGUUUGAUCAGGCCACGUUAAUGGACAUUGUGGAUCAUAAGCAUCGCUCGUACCCUGCGCACCAACCGUACUUGGAUCAGCAGCGUGAUGAGGUUAUGCAAGAACGCUUCAAGACGACAACACGGACAUCGUACAUAAAUCCGGAGGAGAGAAAACGAGAGGCGCAACUGCACAUUCCACCUGUUAUUGGCCGCACGCCCACGGCACAGGCGAGAGCAGUGAUCCUUCGCAUUCAACGCCAGCUUUUGCUUUCGCGGCAUGGCGAGUCCGCAUUUCCCGGAAACAUUUUACGUCAAAUACGACUCACUCUGCAACGCAACGAUACUGCCGGGGAGGGGAUGCUUACAGUGGAAGAAGCGGAAAAGGGAUUUGAAGAAGCCUCUCUGGUGGUAAGUAGACCGGAAUGUGUGGCGCUCGUUCGUGCAUUUGAUCUUAAAGAGGAUGGGACUAUUUCAAUUGCUAAAAUAAUGGAAGAAUUGCGCGGUGAACUGCGUGAUCGUCGCUACAGUCUUGUGGAGAAGGUUUAUGAGAUGUUGAAAGGCUUUUCUCCGGAUGGUAUUGUACGCCUCCAGCGUCUCGCAGAACUUGUCGAUGUGGAUAGCAUGAACGCCGUGAUGAACGGCAAAGUUGCAUCCUCUCUUGCGCACGACGCCUUUGUGGAGCAAUGGGACUUGCCAAUCGACUCGUACAUCUCCUUCGAGAAUUUUUUACUGUAUUUCAUGGACGCGUCCUUUGAGAUUGAGAGCGAUCAGGAGUUUGAGGUGUUUAUGCGCAACGUCUGGCAUCUAAGCGGGGGGAACGGAAAGUCAAUGAAUACAUCCUGUCGUCGUGUGCGUGUGGUACACAGGAAUGGCCGCAUUACCACACAAGAGGUGAAGAAUGAUCUGUGCAUUAAGGAUAGCGACCCAAACUUGCAGGAGCGCAUCAUUGCAAACUUGGCGUCGUGGGGGAUUAAAGACGUUGCUCGGGUAGAAGUGUUGCCGAGGAAUCUGUAA
Molecule: messenger RNA, 1263 nt
Organism: Trypanosoma cruzi
Lineage: Eukaryota; Euglenozoa; Kinetoplastea; Trypanosomatida; Trypanosomatidae
Exons: 1
Coding region: 1-1263 (420 amino acids)
Source: RefSeq, a predicted model, not a curated record